AUCUGCCGGGUGCGCAGCGACUGAUGCUUGCAGGAAGGCAGAUUAGCGGCAGGGAAGGAAAAAAACAACUUAUUUUAUAACGCAAUGGACGUUUUAUCGCGAUGCAAACCGAUGCAUGCUCUAUUAUUCACCUUCCAGUCCAAUGAGGCGACUAUUCUGCGGUGUCUUGUUAUUGCAUCUCUUUGACUUCUGAACACAUCAAAUCACUCCACGCAGGACGGCACCAUGCUGACUACUAUCACCGAGGGGAUCCUGUGCUGCCUCACCGGGAAGGCGGCAAGCCUCGUUCUGCCCCUGGAGUCCACAGCACCCUCCGACGGCUUUGAAUUCGUGGAGGUGAAACCCGGGAGAGUCCUGCGAGUCCGCCAUAUCGUCCCCGAACGUCAGCCGAUCGGCAAUGAGGAACGAGAGCCGAAGGACGGCGACGGUGGUGUCCACUGCAAGAGGAAGAUCACGGUCUACCGUAACGGUCAGCUGGUCAUUGAGAACCUCGGCGAUGUUCUGCACUCUGAGAUCCUCCAGUGUCAGGACGGUGAUCUGGAGCCAUGUAGCACCGUCGAGGUGGAGCUGGCCGACUACAAGGAAAUGGCCUCGUCCCCGGAUCCCAGACCGGUUCCGCCUGCUAUGCCUCCGCCUCCUGGCGAGCAGAAGCCCGCCCCGCCUCCUCGCCGCCGCCGCCGGAAGCCCAAACGCACCGUGCUGAUCGACUCCCACAGAGUGAUCAGCAGCUGCAAGGGCACGCACUCGGACGUGGCGCUGUUUUUCGUGCACGGCGUGGGAGGCUCCUCGGACAUAUGGAGCAGCCAACUGGACUUCUUCUCUCGGCUGGGCUACGAGGUCGUCGCGCCGGACUUGGCGGGGCACGGCGCCAGCAGCGCCCCGCAGAUUGCCGCCGCCUACACUUUUUAUGCUCUGGCGGAGGACCUGCGUGCCAUCUUCAAGAGAUAUGCUCGGAAACGCAACAUCCUCAUCGGUCACUCGUACGGGGUGUCGUUUUGCACGUUCCUGGCCCACGAGUACCCUGACCUUGUCCACAAGGUGGUAAUGGUCAAUGGAGGAGGUCCCACAGCCUUGGAGCCCAGCCUCUGUUCCAUCUUUCAGCUGCCGUCAUGUGUCCUUCACUGCCUGUCUCCUUGUCUGGCCUGGAGUUUCCUCAAAGGCGGAUUCGCCCACCAGGGUGCCAAAGAAAAGCAGCUGUUGAAGCAAGGCAACGCCUUCAACGUGUCGCCGUUCGUGCUGCGCGCCAUGAUGAGCGGGCAGUACUGGCCCGAGGGGGACGAGGUCUACCACGCCGAGCUCACCGUGCCCAUCCUUCUGGUUCACGGCAUGUGUGACAAGUUUGUGCCAAUGGACGAAGACCAGCGCAUGGCGGAGAUCCUCCUGUUUGCCUUCCUAAAAGUCAUCGAGGAAGGAAGUCACAUGGUGAUGAUGGAGUGUCCCGACACGGUCAACACCCUCCUCCACGAGUUCUUCCUCUGGGAGCCGGACUCAUCCAGGAAGGACAGCAAGGAGACGGAGGCGGCGGACAAGUCCCUAGCAGUCAGUGACCAGCUCCACACGCUGAGAACCAGUAGGUCCUGCGUGGACAAAUAGUUCCUUUUUGGGGGGGCUUUGGAGCAGACGGCCCUUUUUUUCCCAGGCACUUUGUCAGAUGUUCUUCAGGCUGCUUCCCGGCUGAGAGCUGUUACAUUUGAAGGCCACGCGUCUGGAGGCGGACGCUGGUGCUCUGAGAUCAAGCUGGAACCCUGGCGCACCACCAGCAGGGGAAUAAUGGCGAGGAGGGCAACUGGUGCCCCAUAACGAGGUUGGGUUUUUCUUUUUUUUUUUGUGGACACGGUUACAAGUCAUGAAGUACGUUCCGUCACUGAAUGUUCUUAUAUGGGCGUGACUCAGUGUUUAUUUCAUACAAAGGGAAUAACUCAAGUAUACAUAAUAACUCUUAUAGUAGGCUAUGUGUGACUGAUUGGACCACAUAUAGCUGAAGAACCAACGUAUACCGAAAUAAUAACCACGUGGUCGCAUGAAGAUGUAGUCGGAACCAACAAGAGGAAAAAAAAAGACCUGCAUUUUACAGUAUUUUAUCCACAGUAAACUGCAGUGUAACAUUACCACACAUCUGUCUUUAUAUUCCACUGCAAUGAACUGUUAUUUCUCAGUGAAAUUCUGUCAUCCAAGUCCUUUUGUACCUAUGGAGGUUCUCACUCAUCCAGGUCUUUGUAGUCUUAGGGCGGUCAGUCAUCGCAACUGGACUGUUUGGUUGGUCUUGGAAGACGUUUGGUCUCUCAUCCCAGUAGACUUCAUCGGUUCAUGUUCUUAGACUUAGAUUGGUCAGAUCGAGUCUUAGACUUAGAUUGGUUGGAUCUACUCUUAGACCUAGAUUGGUCACAUCUAGUCUUUGACUUAGAUUGGUCACAUCUGGUCUUAGACUUCGAUUGGUCAGAUCUGGUCUUAGACUUAGCUUGGUCACAUCUCGGAUUAGAGGUAGAUUGGUCACAUCUAGUCUUAGACUUAGAUUGGUCAGAUCUAGUCUUAGACUAAGAUUAGUCAUAGCUAGUUUUAGACUAAGAUUGGUCAGAUCCUGUCUUAGAGUUAGAUUGUUCACAUGUAGUCUUGGACUUAGAUUGGUCACAUGUAGUCUUAGACUUAGAUUGGUCACAUGUAGUCUUAGACUUAAAUUGGUCAGAUCUACUCUUUGACUUCGAUUGGUCAGUUUUAGUCUUAGAGUAUGAUUGGGCACAUCAAGUCUUAGACGUUGAUGGGUAACAUUUAGUCUUAGACUUAAAUUGGUCAGAUCUACUCUUAGACUUCGAUUGGUCAGAUCUAGUCUCAGACUUAGCUUGGUCAGAUCUAGUCACAGACUUAGCUUCGUCACAUCUAGUCUUAGACUUAGAUGGGCCACAUUUACUCUUAGACUUAAAUUGGUCACAUCUAGUCUUAGACUUAGAUUGCUCAGAUUUAGUCUUCGACUUAGAUUGAUCACAUCUAGUCCCCGCCUUAGAUUGGUCACAUCGAGUCUUGGACUUAGAUUGGUCACAUCUAGUCUUAGACUUAGAUUGCUCAGAUUUAGUCUUCGACUUAGAUUGAUCACAUCCAGUCUCCGACUUAAAUUGGUCAGAUCUAGUCUUGGACUAAGAUUAGUCAUAUCUAGUUUUAGACUAAGAUUGGUCAGAUCCUGUUUUAGAGUUAGAUUGGUCACAUGUAGUCUUAGACUAUAAUUGGUCAGAUCUACUCUUAGACUUCGAUUGGUCAGAUCUAGUCUUAGAGAAUGAUUGGGCACAUCGAGUCUUAGACUUAGAUGGGCCACAUUUAGUCUUAGACUUAAAUUGGUCAGAUAUAGUCUUGGACUAAGAUUGAUCAGAUCCUGUCUUAGACUUAGAAUGGUCACAUCUAGUCUCCGACUUAGAUUGGUCACAUCUAGUCUUAGACUUAGAUUGCUCAGAUUUAGUCUUCGACUUAGAUUGAUCACAUCUAGUCUCCGACUUAGAUUGGUCACAUCGAGUCUUAGACUUAGAUUGGUCACAUCUAGUCUUAGACUUAGAUUGGUCACAUCUAUUCUUAUACUUAGCUUGGUAACAUCUCGUCUUAGAGUUAGAUUGGUCACAUCUAGUCUUAAACUUAGAUUGGUCGCAUCCAGUCUUAGACUUGGAAUGGUCACAUUUAGUCUUAGACUUAAAUUGGUCACAUCUAGUUUUAGACUUAAAUUGGUCACAUCUAAGUUGGUCACAUCUAGUUUUAGACUUAGAUUGGUCACAUCUAGUCUUAGACUUAGAUUGGAUCAGAUCUAGUCUUAGACUUAGAUUGGUCACAUCGAGUCUUAGACUUAUAUUGGUCAGAUCAAGUCCAACGUUUGGUGCCAAAACCCCAAAUAUUUAUA
This is a messenger RNA of Nerophis ophidion (straightnose pipefish), 3874 nucleotides long. RefSeq names its product abhydrolase domain containing 8a (gene abhd8a). The coding region runs from base 226 to 1593 and encodes 455 amino acids. The transcript is spliced from 5 exons. NCBI's taxonomy places the organism in Eukaryota, Metazoa, Chordata, Actinopteri, Syngnathiformes, Syngnathidae. The record is from RefSeq and is a predicted model, not a curated record. Gene Ontology annotation, molecular function: catalytic activity.